Messenger RNA from Peronospora matthiolae, 1023 nucleotides. The record is from the annotation of a GenBank genome assembly. Lineage: Eukaryota; Oomycota; Peronosporomycetes; Peronosporales; Peronosporaceae.
AUGUCAGACCAAGUAGCCAUCGGAAUCAACGGUUUCGGUCGCAUUGGCCGUCUCGUCGCUCGUGCUGCUAUCGAGAAUGGCAAGACGAAGGUCGUGGCCAUCAACGACCCGUUCAUGGACUUGGACUACAUGGCGUAUCUGUUCAAGUACGACUCGACCCAUGGCAAGUUUGACGGCACAGUCGAGACCAAGGACGGCAACCUCGUGGUGAACGGCGACGUGAUCCACGUGUUUGCGGCCCGCAACCCGUCGGAGAUUCCCUGGGGCAAAGCUGGCGCCACGUACGUGUGCGAAUCCACGGGCGUGUUUACGACCACGGAGAACGCCAAGUCGCACAUUGACGGCGGCUGUAAGAAGGUGGUGAUUUCCGCCCCUCCCAAGGACGAGACGCCCAUGUACGUCAUGGGCGUGAACCACAAGGACUAUGACGGCUCGGCCCACGUCGUGUCGAACGCGUCGUGCACGACCAACUGCCUGGCGCCACUGGCCAAGGUCAUUAACGACAACUUUGGCAUUGUCGAGGGGCUCAUGACGACGGUGCACGCGACGACGGCGACGCAGCUGCCAGUGGAUGGGCCGGCAAGGGGCGGCAAGGACUGGCGCGGCGGUCGUGGCUGUGGGCAGAACAUUAUCCCGUCGUCGACGGGCGCUGCCAAGGCUGUGGGCAAGGUCUUGCCGGUGCUCAAUGGCAAGUUGACGGGCAUGGCGUUUCGGGUGCCCACGCCAGAUGUGUCGGUGGUGGACCUGACGUGCCGAUUGGAGAAAUCGGCGUCCAUGGAUGCCAUCAAGGCAGCGGUGAAGACUGCGUCUGAGGGCGAGCUCAAGGGGAUUCUCGGCUACACGGAAGACCAGGUCGUGUCGAACGACUUUUUGCACGACAAGCACUCGAGCACGUUUGAUGCGGACGCGUGCAUUGCACUGAACGACAAGUUUGUGAAGCUCGUGGCGUGGUACGACAACGAGUGGGGCUACUCGAACCGUCUGGUGGACCUUGUGCUGUACAUGGCGUCGGUCGACAAGUAA